Messenger RNA from Didymosphaeria variabile, 654 nucleotides. RefSeq lists its product as uncharacterized. The transcript has 2 exons. The record is from RefSeq and is a predicted model, not a curated record. The coding region runs from base 1 to 654 and encodes 217 amino acids. Lineage: Eukaryota; Fungi; Ascomycota; Dothideomycetes; Pleosporales; Didymosphaeriaceae.
AUGCCGCUGAAUCUCAACUACGAACUCGUGGUCCGACAACAACCCAUUGCAGCGCGUGCGUGCGGUUUUGGCGAAAGGGACCGCCGGGUAAUAGACCCUCCACCAAUCAUUCAGCUCAAAGUGACCAACGCCAAAAACGAACCCGAGGAGGAAGAGCUGCGCUACUCUCUGAAUGUGGUGCAUUGCACGUUAUGGAAUGCCGAAGGGACGAGCGAAGAGACAGCACUCAUCCAACCCGAUCGAAGAACAACACGACGACUGAUGGGCCAGCUCGUAGCGUCGCCGUCGGUGGCCAAGGACGAACACGACCACGAGGGCUGUUUCUUCUGCUUCCCGGAUCUGUCCUGCCGCACUCAUGGCCGAUACCGCCUCCGCUUUGUGUUGAUGCGCAUCGACCCGAUGAACCUUCAUGUUGGCGGCUUUUCCCCCAUCUUGACUGAAGUGCUUAGCGACGUUUUCACCGUCUACACAGCAAAGGACUUUCCUGGUAUGCGACCCAGCAGCGCCCUCACCCGCGCAUUGAAGCUGCAAGGAUGUAAUAUCCAAGUGAAGAAAGGCAAUGAAAAAGCAUUGGCGCGAAAGCGUCUCACACAGGGUCAAGAACACGAACAUGACGACGACGACGAACUCGGAAAACGACGGCGCAAGGAGUAA